Exophiala mesophila is the source of this 2084-nucleotide messenger RNA. RefSeq lists its product as hypothetical. The transcript has 3 exons. The record is from RefSeq and is a predicted model, not a curated record. The coding region runs from base 449 to 1861 and encodes 470 amino acids. Lineage: Eukaryota; Fungi; Ascomycota; Eurotiomycetes; Chaetothyriales; Herpotrichiellaceae.
CAAAGCCUGCCUCUGAGGUUGCAGGCUACUUGCUCAUCGCAUCAUGUGCACGAGGAGUCAUCCUCGGGCAUAUAGGCCAUGAAUUCUCGCAUAUCGUCCAGUACCCUGCUAAAUUCUACCCCCAACCCCAAUUCUUCACCAAGAUCGCUCGGAUAAUAGGUAACUUACACGGAUCCAGGCCGUGUUAGCGGAUUUUUCCAGUUUUUCCAGACUCUUUACAGUUUGAAGUGUGACCAGACACAGUUGGCGGAUAUGCUUAAUCGAGUUCGUGAUUUUUUGGUUCCAGUAGGUGCUUUGGUGCAGGAUAACCAUUCUUGAUAGAUUCUUCUCCGCUCGAGAAAUGAGCCUCUGACAUGGUCUGCUGCCGUAGCCUUCAAUCCUGGGACUGAACCCAAGAUCCCAUUCAAGAGAGUCUUCUAAGAAUGACAUCGAGAAACAGGAAUCUGGUAUGGAUCACGGAGGGCCUCAGGAGCCAGACUUUCGAAACUGCCUCUACCAGGUACUAGUGGGAGACGCCCAGCCAGACCGGAUUCUUGGAAAAUGUUGGCUUUGGUACACGGGCUACUUGGAUGCCCAAAUAAAAGAAUGUUUCCACUCCACUCUCGCGCCUACUAUUGUCGGCCUGAACUCGCUCUGCACAGAAGAUGGAUCCAGAUGGGUAGCUCAGGCUGCCAUUGUGUACAGUAUUCUCACAAUUGUGGCCGAAGAAAUCCGCCUACGGAGAGAAGCUUCCAUAGACAGUAUCAUACUCGAGCUGGAUUCGAAGCGACUGUUGAAACGUGCAGAUGGCCACUUUCUCACCGACGACGAACAGAAUGCUGCUCGACAAAUGGUUUGGCACCUGGUUGGUAUCCUCACGAUGUUGUACGACCCAAUGAGAUCCACGAACUGCCGCGAGCUCAAAGUACAUCAGCCAUUGUCAAGUCUUCGUGGCCGAGGGAGGCACAGAAAACGCGUCCUAUCAACUUUCAGCCAGAGCAUCGCAAAGUCUGAAGAGCAGUUCCAUUCAUUGUUAGGACAUUUUGGCGAACUCUUGCCCGAGGCUGAGGAUAUGUCGUCAAAUGCUCCUCUAGCAGGAUCCACGGACAAUCAUCUCAACAUUGCCUAUGUCAGUUUCCAUGGCCUGAAAAACGUCGCCAAACUCAACAUAGAAUGGGUCAAUGUCAUGAACCUGCACCUUCAGCUCGACCAACGGAAGCGAAUCCUACGCCUCUAUCGCUUCCCAGCUUUUUGUCGGUUACUAUGGCAAGACGAUGAUGAGUCAUGUCUUUUACAAAGGUUGUUCCAAGACCAUCGUACCUCUUUGGUUGCCUCAGUGCCCACAGAUGCCGCCCGUCUUGGCAUAUCAGACUUUCUCCGCGAGAUCAUUCUAUCUUAUCGCUUGAUAUUUGGCAUGGACAAGUCAUCCCGCCGUGCGUUCGAAGGCGAACUCGAAGCUUGGGCACGCGAUAAAUCCCAUUCGACCCCACUUUCCUCUCGGCGUCUCUACGAAAUGGACCCUUUACUCAAACUGGUCUGCCAAUCACCCUCGCCGAAUCCCAAUUCGCCGUCUGACCUUCUGUCGCUUUUAGAACUUCUCGACGGCGAGGAGACAUCAACGCUCUACCCGUUCGAGGAGUUCCCUUUUCUCGGCAAGCGGCUCGCCGAGCUUCAGCGCUUCAGCAUCGCCCACAAACCCAACGACUGGAAAUCACUCGUGUGGAUCGACCGGCGCGACGUCAAGAACUUCUGGAGCAUCUGGAUCGCAUGGGCUGUGUUGAUCGUCGGAGGUGCAACAAUCAUAUUACAGGCCUUUCAGCUGGCCUUUCAGGUUUGGAGUUCGAUCGUAGCUUUUCACGAACUCAACCUCGAACGCGGAUGAAAGCUUCUCACGACAUCAUACUCGAACCUGUCGACCUGGUCAGCAGCCCCUUUGUGUUUUGCCCUUGCUCUUAAUGUGUUCUACUGUCCAGUGGUGCGACUUGAUUAUAGGGUCUCAGUUCUACUGCCGCAUGUAUACUGGUUGUGCUUGGACGGACGAGUUCAAAUAUGCCGUGAGGCGAAGUGGAAAAGGAAGAUCAAGAUACGUUUUGUUAAAACGAAAA